This is a messenger RNA of Rhizoctonia solani, 2367 nucleotides long. RefSeq names its product DNA mismatch repair protein. The record is from RefSeq and is a predicted model, not a curated record. Gene Ontology annotation, biological process: mismatch repair. The transcript is spliced from 15 exons. Gene Ontology annotation, molecular function: ATP-dependent DNA damage sensor activity; ATP hydrolysis activity; ATP binding. The coding region runs from base 1 to 2367 and encodes 788 amino acids. NCBI's taxonomy places the organism in Eukaryota, Fungi, Basidiomycota, Agaricomycetes, Cantharellales, Ceratobasidiaceae. Gene Ontology annotation, cellular component: mismatch repair complex.
AUGAGCCAAUUCAACUAUAAGCCGAUUGCUGAACUUGAACCACAAACCAAGGCGAGGCUCCGAUCGACGCAACUGCUGACUUCACUGCCUCAAUUAAUAUCUGAACUGGUUCAAAAUUCACUGGAUGCGGGUGCCUCUCACAUCCAAGUCGGAAUUGAUCCCACUCAAUGGGAAUGCUGGGUUCGAGAUGAUGGCCAAGGCAUGUCAACUGAAGGAAUGAAGUUGCUAGCGGGUGGACAUGAGAAAGGCCGGUAUAUCUCUUCCAAAACGUAUGAGGCGUCCCACACCGAAGCAGGGACAUUCGGAUUUCGUGGCGAAGCGCUCGCUUCGGCCAUGGAAUUAUCAUGCUUGGAAAUAUCCUCCCGUACGCCUGGCGCGCGAGAAAGCUGGUCUGUUAUUCUGAAGGCGGGUGAGCAACUGUAUUUUGGCCCCUCAGUGCGUUGGAGAAGGGAAAAGACGGGGACUACCGUUGUUUGCCGAGACGUGUUCUUUAAUGUUCCUGUUCGACGCAUAUCACACCCAAAUGUUACACGGACCUUAGAACUAACAAGAAAGGAACUGGAAAGUUUGGCAUUGGUAUUCCCGCAAGUGUCCUUUACUUUGGAUCAUACAAGUGAAUCUCAGAAAGUUAGAGUAAUCUCGAUCCCGAAGACUAGCUCAUCAUUAACGGCUUUUCGAGCUUUGUAUGGGAAAUCAAUGGCUGAGAAUGUUGAGGAACUUAAUGUGCGAUCGGAGGACCUUACAAUCGAGGGGUUUAUUAGCCUAAGCGGCUCUCACUCACGAGGAUACCAAAACUUUUACGUCAAUAGACACCCAAUGGUGCUGGGCGAUAUUCAAAGGGCAAUUGAACAGAAAUUUGCUACUAGCGGGUUUGGCCGGUUGGCUCAAGAUGGUACUGAACGUAGUUUGCAUUCAACCUCCCAAUACCCAUCCAAGAAAGUCGAUCGAAGGCCUGUUUACGUUCUUAAUCUUAGUGUUUCUACAACACAGGUCGACAAUUUUAUUGAACCAGCCAAAUCCAUGGAUACAAGUCGGGUCCUGUCCUUUAUACUCGAGGUUAUCCAUCGCUUCUUAUCCCGAAAUGGCUUUGGUACAACUGUGUCCGAGGACGAAGAGACCGAAGCCACACAUACAAAAGAACUUCGACCAUUGCGCAAGCGUGUUCGGUAUGAGAACCUGGAGCCUGGUCCGAGUGAAGCGCCAGCCACUUUCAUACUAUCUGAAAGCGAUCGAAGACUUACUUGCUCGGACAUUGAACACCUAGAGCCACGUUCGACCCACCAGAUUGGGGCCCAAGAUUUCCCUACGCAACACAGCGAUUCCGGAUACUUUGAAUGGGACGACCCAUCGACCGGAGAGUCGUUCUUAAUAAACUCUCAAACGGGUAACUCGCUUCCCAAGUACCGGACGUUUGAUCACACUCUGCGCAAUGACACCUUCGCUUGUCCAGAAGCAAGUAUAUUCGCCACGGGAGCAACCAAUCACGGCAGUAGGUCUGAUUACCAUGGGCUAAAGCCUCACACGCAUACAUGGGGCCCACUCGAACGUAAUGACAGUCUUAAUCCUGCUCAGUUUUCUCAAUUGAUCUCCCGGGGUUUCUCUCGGACGGAUCUGCAGAACUCUGAGGUGAUUGCACAGGUUGACGCAAAGUUCGUAGCUUGCAUAUUUCGGGUUACGUCAACAUCGGAGCGGAUACUUGUACUGGUGGACCAACAUGCUGCGGAUGAACGAGUAAGGGUAGAGCGAUAUCUUAAAGCGCUUUGUAUUGGUUUUAUCCGGGACAAGGUGGAUAUAAUGCAGCUCAAGCCUCCAGUGAAGAUACUCCUUACGCGCAAAGAAGCAAACAUACUAACGCGACCAGAUACUCUAAAUGCGCUUUCAAGAUGGGGCUUGUGUAUUGAGAUCCAUCUACCCGACACUCUGGAUGUGCAAACUCUAGCAGAGGACCGAGAUUUCUGUCAAGUUGACGUGAUAUCUGUUCCAGAUGUCGUCUCCAAAAAACUGGUUGACAAAAGAGAGCUCUCAGUUUUCGUGAAAGCUAUGCUUGAUACCAUUGAUGUAGAGGGGUGCACUCAUUGGCCAUUUCCUUCGGCAAAUGUCGAAAACGAUGACUGGGUCAAAGCGCUCCGGUUUUGUCCCGCCCCAUUAUUCGAGUUAUUGAACUUAAGAGCCUGUAGAGGCGCCAUAAUGUUUAAUGAUCCACUCGAUGAAUACCAAUGCCAGCACCUCAUUAUGCAACUAGGAAGAACAAUUUUCCCAUUUCAAUGUGCUCACGGAAGGCCAUCUAUAGCCCCAUUACUUCGAGUAGACACAGUGUCAUCCACGAAUCCUGCGACUGAUUGGAAAGCUUUCGAUCAAGAGCUGUAG